Molecule: messenger RNA, 975 nt
Organism: Daldinia childiae
Lineage: Eukaryota; Fungi; Ascomycota; Sordariomycetes; Xylariales; Hypoxylaceae
Product: putative ribonuclease P protein subunit 3
Exons: 1
Coding region: 1-975 (324 amino acids)
Biological process (GO): tRNA processing
Cellular component (GO): nucleolar ribonuclease P complex
Molecular function (GO): RNA binding
Source: RefSeq, a predicted model, not a curated record
AUGCUCUACGACCUCAACAUCGCCUGGUCGCCUUCGAUCAGCACUACCGAUCUUGAGCGCACAUUGAGGUUCAGCUCGCAACUUGGUUACAAUGUCGUUGCGCUGAACCACAAUCUCGACGCGCCCUUACCCUCGCAGAUCUCGAACUCGAUCCCUCCAUUCGCCCCGCAAACUUCUUCCUUUCAACCCGAAAACCGCCAGCAGCCUAUCCCCACCAUCCUCCGCCGCCUAACUGUUAAUUUCUCAGACCCGUCGCAAAACCAACAGCUCCCUAAAGCUGCGCAGGCCUAUGAUAUUCUAGCACUCCGCCCGCAAACCGAGAAGGCAUUCCAGGCUGCCUGCCUUACCGUCAGCACCACCGAGGUCUCUAUUAUCUCACUAGACCUUACCGUGCGCCUACCCUUCCACCUACGUCCUAAGCCAUGCAUGGCCGCCGUCGCGCGGGGCCUGCGCUUCGAGAUCGCCUACGGUCAAACGCUGAGACCCGGUGCUGACGAUCGCGCUCGCGCCACCUUCGCUGGCAAUGUGAUACAGCUCGUGCGCGCGACACGCGGCCGUGGCCUAAUUGUAAGCAGCGAAGCGGCUGAUACCAUGGCCCUGCGAGCCCCUGUCGACAUUGUCAACUUGCUCGCCGUAUGGGGUCUCCCUACUGAUAAGGGUAUGGAGGCGCUGGGCGUGAACCCGCGGGGUGUUGUGGUGAAUGAGGGGAUUAAGCGAAGUGGGUUCAGAGGCGUGGUGGAUAUUGUAAACGUAGCGGGGCGCAGUGAGGAGGAGCAGUCGAAGUUAUCGAAGGGCAAGGAUAGGGAGGUGGUGGAAGUAAAAGAUAAUAAGAAAAGGAAGAAUGGAGGGGGUGAGACGGCUGAGAAAGGAGGGGAUGGUGGAGCUGGAGAGAAUGCGCCGGUCAGCAAGAGGCAGGCGAAGAAACUUAAGGCUGCGUUAAGGAAAAAGGAGGUAGAGGAAAAGGGAGCUCAGUGA